Molecule: messenger RNA, 588 nt
Organism: Rotaria socialis
Lineage: Eukaryota; Metazoa; Rotifera; Eurotatoria; Philodinida; Philodinidae
Source: the annotation of a GenBank genome assembly
AUGGUACUUGAAGAUGAUACUCUAAAAAUUUAUAUUGAUUGGACUUACGUUUGUUCAUCACCUUCAAUAGAACAAUCUCUUGCAAUAAUCGUUGGUUUAUAUUAUUUAAUGAAUCUAAAAUUUCAUCCUUAUCGAACUGUUGCCAGAUUUUUGUGCGUUUAUUUGCUACAUGAUAAACAACAGCAAUCAAGCAAUAUUCGUAGAUUUUGUAAAGAAUAUAACAUUGAGCUGCAAGAUCAAUCUUCAUUAUCAUCUGAUCUUCCAUCUGAUCUUCCACUUGAUCAUCUACCUGAUCGCCUACUUGACCGCUUACCGGAUCGUCUACCUGAGCAAACACAAAAUAAAGCAACAUCCAUUAAUAAUUAUACAGCAAGUAAUAAUGAUGGUUUAACAAUUAUUCACAAGCAAAAUGAUAGUGAUCGAUUCAGAAAUCAAAUUCAUAUAAUACCAUCUCAACUGACCUUAACAAAUCUUCGACCUACACAAAAACGAAAAGCCAAUCAAAUAGAUGAUUCUGAGCAAUUAAUUGAAGAAAAUAAUCCACCAACGAAAAAGUCUGCCAGAGUAACUUGCCAAAAACGACGAUGA